Heteronotia binoei (common prickly gecko) is the source of this 2661-nucleotide messenger RNA. RefSeq names its product myocardial zonula adherens protein (gene MYZAP). Lineage: Eukaryota; Metazoa; Chordata; Lepidosauria; Squamata; Gekkonidae. Gene Ontology annotation, biological process: maintenance of ER location; intracellular signal transduction. The transcript is spliced from 13 exons. The coding region runs from base 67 to 1521 and encodes 484 amino acids. Gene Ontology annotation, cellular component: RNA polymerase II, holoenzyme; intracellular anatomical structure; nuclear envelope. The record is from RefSeq and is a predicted model, not a curated record.
CGGCUGGAGCUGCGGCAGAGCAGAGCGGACGAGGCGGCGACGGAGCCCGGGCGGCCGGCGGGAGCGAUGCUGCGCUACAGCUCCGGCGUCUCGCUCACCACCACCACGCCCAAGAAGCCGGAGGACGGCGAGCCCGGCAGGAGGCGGGCCAAUGUUUGUCGACUGCGUCUAACCCUGCCCCCUGAAGAAGAUUCGCUUUCUCAGGAAGGAAAAAGCAAAACAGAAAGAACCAGGAAGCAUCUUUACCAGACCACAAAUGGAUUGCCCGCAGGGAACUUCCCACACGGUGUGGUCUAUGGCGUGGUGCGUAGAUCCGACAGUAAUCAUAACAAAGAAAUGGUGGUCUAUGGAUGGUCAGCGCACCAGCUGAAAGAAGAAAUGAAGUACAUAAGGGAUGUGAGAUUAACUUUAGAAAGAGCAAGAAAGAAAAUGUAUGGAGAAUAUGAUGAGAUGAAACGCAAAAUCCAACAGCUUUCGAAUGAACUGGCAGUCUCAAGCACUCGGCAGGAAUCUUUGGAAAGCCACAUCCAAGUGCACUCAGCAGCUCUGGACAGCUUCAGUGAAAUGAACAGCUCUUUGACCUCAGCCUCCAUUGAGUUGCAGAAAACCUUAGUUGAUGUUACUUUGGAGAACACAGUUAUACGAGAUCAGAUAAAGAGUCUGAAACAAACGCAUGAGCAGUCUAUGGAAAAACUGAAGGAGAAGCAGAAACAACUAGAAACAGCCCGAGUGAAGAAUGAACUGCUCAAGCUAAAAGUGGAAUGUUCCCAAGAGGCUAAUGCAGAAGUAAUGAGAGAGAUGACCAGAAAGCUGUACAGCCAGUAUGAAGAAAAGCUGCAAGAGGAAGAACAGAAGCAUAAGCUUGAGAAAGAAACUCUCAUAGCUGAGACGAACAGACUGCUUAAGGCCAUUGAAGAUGCAAAUAAGAGGAUGAGGCUGACAGAGACGAGUUUGCAAGAAAAAGACCAGAAGAUUGGUGAGCUGGACCAGUUCAUUCAGCGUAUGGAAGAGGAACGUCACCAGUUACAAAAACAACUCCUGGAAUGUGAACUCCAGCUGCAUGGAGCAGACCUUCACAACCAGCCCGGCAGGCAGAGAUCACACCACUUGGAGGAGGCAACGGCCAGUCUGCGCGAACGUAUCAGACAUCUGGAUGACAUGGUUCUUUGCCAACAGAAGAAGGUCAAGCACAUGGUGGAGGAGAUCGAGAUGCAGAAGAGGAAGAUGAAGGAAAAAGAGCUCUUUAUACUGCAGCUUCUAGAGAAAAUCUCUUUCCUGGAAGGAGAGAACAAAGAAUUGCAAGACCGCUUGGACUACUUGAUGGAAACGCAGCCAAAGACUGACGUGGAAACCAGAGACGUUGGAGUCGGCUGUGAUCUUCCACUGAGCACUGAGCAGAGCAGCAGGCCUUUGGUGGCCAUGCCGGCAAGGAACUACACUCCGUUCAAGAGAGUCCUGGAAUAUUCCUCAAGAACAGGCUUGUCCGCCGACCAGGCAGGCCGGGGCCUCCCUCUCGAGUGAGCGAGCAUCUUGGGCCUCUUCUGCAUCUGGAAGGACUGAUGAGAAGGAUGCGGGUGCUACACGGCACAGCUGGACCUGCCCAGAGCCUCUUGGGAAACCUGGGUUUGUGUCUGCUCUCGAUAGAUGCUCCUCUGCGGGAGAGCAGAAGGGUGAGCAAAACCAUGACGCUUCCACACAAGUCCAUUUUCAGCACUCCUGAAGAGCGGGACUCUGGUGCAGCGUGCCGGACAGUGCAGUGAAGGGAAAAGAAUCCAUCUUUAGUCUAUUUGUGAGGCUGGUGAGUGGAAGCCCUCCUUGCCCCCCACCUCCUCACCCCAGGGCAGUUGUUCUUGCCUGAAGAGGGGGCCAUGCAACUGCCCAAGACAGUUUGGCAGCUGAUACUGGCCUGGAAUGGGGUGCAGGGGAGCGUGGAAGGCCUGGCUCAAAGCCUGUUUUCUUGGAUCGUGGUGCCCCUUAAGAUGCCACCAUUGGAGCACCUGCUGUCCAUUUCAGCCCCCCACCCUUCCCCUCCUCCGAGCUUGGAGAAAUGGGAUGUCCUUGGUCUUAAGAGCCCAACCUUAUGCUCUGCAGAUACGUUAACGGUCAAGAUUACAUAUUCAUGAAUGCAUCGUCUUAGAUAGGAACUAGCAAUUGCUUGGUGCCUUGAUUUAGACUGGAGAGACCAUGCAGAGAGAAGUUGUUUAAUCCCGAUCAAAUGAGACUUCUGUUCUCCUGCAGUCUUGCUGGUCUGGAAAGGAAGAACAUGCAGGCCUCUGCUCUUGGCGUGUCUUCUUUCCUGGGCUCACAAUGAGGAGGCAGCUUUGGGAGGUGAAGCCACUGAGGGGUGGGUGGAGCUCACCUCCUCCCCAGCCCCUACUUCCCUUUCAAAGCCUUGCCCCUACUUUGGCCCCCAAGAUUCCCAUUUUGCAUCCUUCAGUCUUCCAUACACGCCCCAUAUGUCUCCAGGAAAUGCAGGGUCAGUUCUCCGAGUAUUUUAAAUGAAAGUUUUUACACACUUACAUUUAAUCGUCCUAUUUAUGAAAACACAUUACUUCAUAUAUUUAAAAUUUUGUAAUAGUGAUCUGUCAAAGUACAGCUAAAAAUCCUUUGUCCUGAAGUUUCAGCUGGAUGUAGCUAAUACCACCAGUGCCUUUUGUACAG